Molecule: messenger RNA, 1227 nt
Organism: Uranotaenia lowii
Lineage: Eukaryota; Metazoa; Arthropoda; Insecta; Diptera; Culicidae
Exons: 1
Coding region: 1-1227 (408 amino acids)
Molecular function (GO): nucleic acid binding; zinc ion binding
Source: RefSeq, a predicted model, not a curated record
AUGGCGGAAUCUAUUCCGCCCUGGGGGCCCGUUCCUGGUCCUUCUCAUAGGAACUCGAGGACCGUUCCCAGAUGGAUGGAUCCAAACGACGUCCAUGGUGAGGUUCGCUUCCUCGUUCUGAAAGCUGCCGCCAACUCCAAGCUGCCUCAAAACCCGUUUAUCAUCGCUAAAUCGAUUGACCAGAUUGCCGGUCGUAUCGAUGGUGCCAGCCCAACCGAUGGAGGAAAAACAGUUUUGCUGAAAGUCCGAAGCCAACAACAAUUCGAUAAGCUUCUACAACUGAAGAAACUUAUCGAUGACACUCCGGUCACAGUUGAGCCUCAUCCCACCAAAAAUACCUGCCAGUGUGUUGUUUCGUGCCGAGAAGUAGCGGAACUUGAUGAAUCCGAUAUUUGCCAAGCCCUGCAAGAACAACAAGUCGUCAAAGUCUACAGAUUCACCAGGAAAGUCAACGAAAAAACCGUUCCCACCAACACAAUGGUGCUCACAUUCAAAGGCACCGUUCCCCCAACACAUGUCUGGUUCGGUUACUUGCGUGUCCCCACGAGGCCCUAUUACCCACGCCCAAUGCAAUGCUUCCUGUGCGGAAGGUUUGGCCAUACCAAGGCUAAAUGCCCAAACCCUCCUAUCUGCCAAAACUGCGGAGAAAGUACAAUCCAUCCGGACUGCCCCAACCAGCCACACUGCAUCAACUGCCAAGGUAAUCACCCCACAAACAAUCGUUCCUGUCCUGCUUACCAACAAGAACAGAGCGUGACUCGCAUCCGUGUUGACAUGGGAAUCAGCCACUCCGAAGCCGUCAAGGUAUUCCGUUCUCAACUCAACAUCGUCACUCAAUCCAAGGUGCAACAACGCUUAAUCAACGACAACACUACUUCCAUCGAUCACAACCGGAAAAUUAUGGAGCUGGAAAAACAGAUCACGGAUCUAAUCCAACAAAACAUCGAACUGCAAACAAAAAUCCGAGAAAUUGAAAGUAAAAAGAACAUCCCAAGCGACGAUUCGGAUACCACCUUGACUGAUUCCAACAGUGAAGCAUCCAUGGACACUGCUGACAACUCCCAACCGCUCUGCUCUACCCCGAAGCGUGGCCGAGGUACCGAGUCCCCCGAAAACAUCUCUCCAGUGAGGAUAACCAAAAACAGGAGACCAUCAAAUCAAUCUGACUCUGAUUUCGAGAUCCCCAGGUACGGUAACCAAUCAACCAAAUUGUCCAACCAUCGGUAA